UGAUUCCGCGCCGCCGCGCGCCCCGCGGGCUCUGCGUAGGGGUUGGCGCCGGAGAGGUCCGGCCGUCGGGGGCUGAAGCCGAGCGCCCAGCCCGCCGAGUCCGCGGCGCCUCGGACCCUGUGCGCCGCCGCGGCCCGGGAGCGUCGGCCGGGCGGGCCGGCAUUAAACUGAGAAGAUGUCCCUGUACGACGACCUGGGAGUGGAGACCAGUGACUCAAAAACGGAAGGCUGGUCCAAAAACUUCAAACUUCUGCAGUCUCAGCUCCAGGUGAAGAAGGCAGCUCUCACUCAGGCAAAGAGCCAGAGGACAAAACAAAGUACGGUCCUUGCCCCAGUAAUCGACCUGAAGCGAGGUGGCUCUUCAGAUGAGCGGCAGAUCGUGGACACUCCGCCGCACGUGGCGGCGGGCCUCAAGGACCCGGUUCCCAGUGGGUUUUCUGCAGGAGAAGUUUUGAUUCCCCUAGCUGAUGAAUAUGAUCCCAUGUUUCCUAACGAUUAUGAGAAAGUAGUGAAGCGCCAAAGAGAGGAGCGACAGAGACAGCGGGAGCUGGAAAGACAGAAGGAAAUAGAAGAGAGAGAAAAGAGGCGUAAGGACAGACAUGAAGCUAGUGGGUUUUCCAGGCGACCAGAUCCAGAUUCCGAUGAAGAUGAAGAUUAUGAGCGAGAGAGGAGGAAGAGAAGUAUGGGCGGAGCUGCCAUUGCACCACCCACUUCUCUUGUAGAGAAAGACAAAGAGUUACCCCGAGACUUUCCUUAUGAAGAGGAUUCACGACCUCGCUCACAGUCUUCCAAAGCUGCUAUCCCUCCCCCAGUGUACGAGGAACAAGACAGACCCAGAUCCCCGACUGGCCCCGGCAACUCCUUCCUCGCCAACAUGGGUGGCACAGUAGCACAUAAAAUCAUGCAGAAGUACGGCUUCCGGGAAGGCCAGGGUCUUGGGAAGCACGAGCAGGGCUUGAGCACAGCGCUGUCAGUGGAGAAGACCAGCAAGCGGGGAGGCAAGAUCAUCGUGGGCGAUGCCACUGAGAAAGAUGCAGCCAAGAAGUCGGAUUCAAAUCCAUUAACUGAAAUACUUAAGUGUCCUACUAAAGUGGUCCUACUAAGGAACAUGGUUGGUGCAGGAGAGGUAGAUGAAGACUUGGAAGUUGAAACCAAGGAAGAGUGUGAAAAAUAUGGCAAAGUUGGAAAAUGUGUGAUAUUUGAAAUUCCUGGUGCCCCUGAUGAUGAAGCAGUACGAAUAUUUUUAGAAUUUGAGAGGGUUGAAUCAGCAAUUAAAGCUGUUGUUGAUCUGAAUGGGAGGUAUUUUGGUGGACGGGUGGUCAAAGCAUGUUUCUACAAUUUGGAUAAAUUCAGGGUCUUGGAUUUGGCAGAACAAGUGUGAUUGUAAGAACUAGAGCCUGAGUCAUCUCCAACGAUCCUUCAACAAGCCGCAGACUGAGCAGAGGAGAGCAAGGCGACAGGCAGCCUGCGUGGCUGUGGGUACAAAGACUCUGGAAAGACUUCUAAGAUAUAUGUUGACUGAUCCCUUUUUUAUUUUGUGGUUUUUUAAUAUAGUAUAAAAAUCCUUUAAAAAAAACAAACAAAAAAACAAUCUGUGUGCCUCUCUGGUUGUUUCUCUUUUUUAUUACCACUUCUGAGGUGAUUACACUUUUUGCUAGGAUUUCAUGAUAAUUCUCAAGUGCUUCAGUGAUAUGGCAUUUCUUGCACUAAAAAAAUCUAGAAAGUUUUGGGAUAUGGGGUUGUGUUACCCUUUGCUUUUCUUUUUUUUUCUUUUUGAUUCAUUUUAAUAAAACCUGCAAGUUACUAAACUGUAGCUUCAUAAAUUCUAUAAUAAAGUAUCAUCUUGGCAGUCUGCCAAAGGUGAAAAUUUCUGCUUUCUCUAACAGAGAAAUUCUUCUUAUUGACUCCAAUCGUAGAAAAAACUCUUUAUGACCUAAACUAAGGUUGAAGAAUUGUGAGCCUACCAUGACCUGUUUGGAUGAAUCAUUUUCGGUUAAGCUAAGUCAGACUAUAGAGUUUGUGAUGGAUUUAGGGGUAUUUGGGUAUAGAACUCAUGAAUAUAGCCUUUGUUUUCGCAUAUUCAAGCCUAGUCUUUAGCGUAGAUCAGAAGUGACCGGUUAAUUCAAAACCUCGCAGGUACAUUGUAAAUGUGUGCCCAAUUAUGUUUUGGAAAUGGUGGUUCCCUGGGGUCACGUUUCUACUGGCAAAAUUUGCAGUAGUGUUAGUUCUCAUACAUAAUUUUAAAAUGUAUAAAAUUCAGCCACAUCAGCUACUUAAACUGUACUGGCGAUUAAUAUAAUUAUGGAAUUGUGAAAAAUUGUAUCAUUGAAGUGCAGUGGUGUAUGUGGCUCAAACAUUUAGCAGGGCCCAAAACAAAACAGAUAAAAAUGUUUGGCACUACGGCUCAUUGGCCAGAGCAGGAAGUGUUUCCAGAAUAUACUUGUGCCUGUGUUCUGUUCCUUGCUUGCCCAAAUGUUGCAUGUGACUUACCUAAAGCGGCAGCUGUGGGACGUGCGCCUGUGUUGUCUCUUUAGGUCUUUACGACAUGAGAGCGUCUUGUGACCCUGCGGGGGAGGAAAGUACUCAGCAUUUCUUUGCAUCCAUGGACUUGGUUUGGAGACAUAAGGAAUAUUCUGACCCUUUUUAAAAAAGGAUUUUCUCAUGUUUUUAUUUAACAUAAAUAAAAGAAUAACAUUU
Messenger RNA from Balaenoptera acutorostrata (minke whale), 2697 nucleotides. RefSeq names its product RNA binding motif protein 17 (gene RBM17). Lineage: Eukaryota; Metazoa; Chordata; Mammalia; Artiodactyla; Balaenopteridae. The transcript has 12 exons. The coding region runs from base 176 to 1381 and encodes 401 amino acids. Gene Ontology annotation, cellular component: precatalytic spliceosome. Gene Ontology annotation, molecular function: RNA binding. The record is from RefSeq and is a predicted model, not a curated record. Gene Ontology annotation, biological process: mRNA cis splicing, via spliceosome; alternative mRNA splicing, via spliceosome.